This is a messenger RNA of Oryzias melastigma (Indian medaka), 2327 nucleotides long. RefSeq names its product cyclase associated actin cytoskeleton regulatory protein 2 (gene cap2). The coding region runs from base 342 to 1751 and encodes 469 amino acids. Gene Ontology annotation, molecular function: adenylate cyclase binding; actin binding. Lineage: Eukaryota; Metazoa; Chordata; Actinopteri; Beloniformes; Adrianichthyidae. Gene Ontology annotation, biological process: regulation of adenylate cyclase activity; cytoskeleton organization; cell morphogenesis. The record is from RefSeq and is a predicted model, not a curated record. The transcript is spliced from 13 exons. Gene Ontology annotation, cellular component: cytoplasm.
UCGGGAAGGGUCCGUGCAGACAUCGCAGCGCCGUCAAUCAUCUGUCUAUUUUUAGCCGGCUCCUCACAAGCUGCCAGUCCGGUGCGCAACGGAGGAGGCUCUGCUGGACGGACUGAGCCACGGUCAGCGGCGGGACUUUCCUAACCCUGACCGUUUUUUGCUUAAGCCGCUCAGGACAUCCCGGAAGUGGAUUCCUCGGUGCCGCCGGGGAGAGGAGAAGGACAGAACCGACAGUCGAACCGUGUGGACAGUGAGGUUUUCAACUGGCGACGCAACACCAGUGCGUAGAGCGCAACUUUCUGACUGACCAUUUUGGGGCCCAGAGGAGGAAGGUUUGCACCAUGGAGGACUUAAUUCAGCGGCUGGAGCAAGCUGUGACUCGGCUGGAGCAUGUGUCCACUUUAAUGCAGGAGUCUAACGCCAUGGCUAACGGGACAUGCAUCAACGGCCUGGAUCAAGCAGUGUCUCACUGUGUGGAGGCCUUCGAUGUGCUGCUGGGGGGUCCAGUGUCCGACUACCUCAAGCACAGCCGAGUCAUCGGAAGAGAAGUGGAGAAACAUGCGGAGAUGGUAAAGAGAGCGCUGCAGACGGAGAGAACCUUCCUCAAGAUGGCUGCUACACACCAGGAACCAGCACAGACAGAGCUCCGAGAUCUGCUGAAGCCCAUAUCGGAUCACAUCCAGGAGAUCCAGAAUUUCAGAGAACAAAACCGUGGCAGCUGCCUCUUCAACCACCUCUCAGCUGUCAGUGAGAGCAUUCCCGCUCUGGGCUGGGUGGCUGUGAGUCAAAAGCCUGGUCCGUAUGUGAAGGAGAUGAACGAUGCUGCCAUCUUUUACACCAACAGAGUUCUGAAGGACUACAAGGAGACUGACAAAAGUCAUGUGGACUGGGUUCGCUCCUACCUGUUAAUCUGGACUGAGAUGCAAUCCUUCAUUAAACAGCACCACACGACGGGGCUGGUGUGGAGCAAGACUGGUCCCAUUGCUCCUGCUUCCCUUUUAGACUUCACCACACCCUGUCCACCCCCACCUCCUCCUCCUCCCCCCGGCCCUCCUCCAGUCUUCAGCGACGAUGACUCCGAGUCUCAGGUGGACAGAGCUGCAGCUCAGCGCUCAGAAUUGUUCGCACAACUCAACCAAGGAGUGGGCAUCACUAAAGGUCUAAAGCACGUGACAGACGAGCAGAAGACUCACAAGAACCCAAAUUUGAAGAGUCAACCGACUAAAAACAAGAGCCCGACUUCUGCAAACCCCUCCACAGUAAGCGUCCAGAAAAGACCUGCUCUGCUUGAGCUGGAGGGAAAGAAGUGGAGAGUGGAAAACUUUGAGCAGAAGCAGGAUUUGGUGAUCGAGGAGACCGAGCUUAAACAAGUGGUGUAUGUGUUCAACUGUAACAACAGCACGCUGCAGGUUAAAGGAAAAAUCAACUCCAUCAUUGUAGACAACUGCAAGAAGCUGGGUCUAGUUUUUGAGAAUGCUGUUGGAAUUGUAGAGGUAAUCAACUCUAAAGCGGUUCAGUUACAGGUGUUGGGAACAGUUCCCACUAUUUCCAUUAACAAGACGGAGGGAUGCCAGGUCUACUUGAGUAAAGAGGCUCUGAACUGUGAUAUCGUCAGCGCCAAAAGCUCCGAGAUGAACAUCCUGAUCCCAGAAGGCGAGGAUGAUUAUAGGGAGUUUCCGGUCCCGGAGCAGUUCAAGACCAUCUGGGAUGGAUCUAAACUGGUGACAGAGCCCACAGAGAUCGCAGGCUGACUGAAAACCACCAUGAAUUUAGUUAAAAGUGUUACUUUGACACCCCCAAAAAAGAGAUUAACGUAGAUAGGAACUGCAUUUGCUGAAUGUGUCAUGUAAGGUUUUAACACUAUCCUUACAAACGGUAAAUAUAAUUCAGUGCCAUAGCAAUAUAUAGGCAUUAAAGGAAUAACACUCAAGUAAUAUCAAAUAAUCUAAAUUAUUAGUUAAGUGCAUGUUUCCACAAAGGAUUUUUUUUCCAUUUUGAAAUGUUUUGUUUAUUAUUGUGUUUACAAUAUGUCCAAAAUGUUUUAUUUUACUGAUUGUAGUUAAAAUCAUAUCAUAAAGCUCCAAUGACCAGAAAGGGUCAGACAUCAACUCCAAAAACUUACACUUGACUUCUUGAUUUCAAACACCACUUUAUUUUGAAUUAUUAUAAAUAAGCACAUAAGUUGGGCAGUUGGCAUAAAAAUCCUUUCUGAUUUAUUAGAAUCUUCUUUUGCUUUGUAAAAUUAAAAAACUGCAACCUCCUGUAGGAAUCAAUAUCAGUGCUCUAAAACCCACAUUUCAUGGAAAUAAAUCUACUUCUGGAAGAUG